AUGCCCCUCCCCCAAUUUCUCAAGCAUCGCCACGCAUCCGCGCCCCUCCUCAUCCUAAGCACAACGCUAAAAACCUUCUUCUUCACUCACCUCUUCCUAACACACAUCUAUACGCUCAAGGCCACGCGCGGGCCUUCCAUGCUACCCACCCUCGAAGUAUUCGGCGACAGCGUGUUGAUAUCGCGGUAUUUUCGGCGGGGCCGCGAUGUGAAGGUCGGGGACGUGGUGUCGUUUGAUAGCGUGGUGGUGGCUGGGGAGGAGGUGAUCAAGAGGGUGGUAGGGAUGCAGGGGGAUUUUGUCGUUUUGCAGGAUGAGGCGGGGAGGGGGGAGAAGAUGCUCCAGGUGCCUGAAGGUCACUGUUGGGUUGUGGGGGAUAACUUGUCGGCUUCGAGGGAUUCGAGGCAUUUUGGACCCAUGCCGAUGGCAGUUAUUAAAGGGAAGGUUGUUGCUAAGGUGUUUCCUUGGAGUGAGAGGAGGUGGAUGGCUGAUGGGUUGAGGCUGGUGGAGACGUAUUAG
Messenger RNA from Lachnellula hyalina, 516 nucleotides. RefSeq names its product Mitochondrial inner membrane protease subunit (gene imp1). The record is from RefSeq and is a predicted model, not a curated record. NCBI's taxonomy places the organism in Eukaryota, Fungi, Ascomycota, Leotiomycetes, Helotiales, Lachnaceae. Gene Ontology annotation, molecular function: serine-type endopeptidase activity. Bases 1 to 516 code for a protein of 171 amino acids. The transcript is spliced from 2 exons. Gene Ontology annotation, cellular component: mitochondrial inner membrane peptidase complex; membrane.